CAAAACUACGGGAAAACAUUCCACACGGGCGGUAUCUAUGUAAAUGUACAUUGAUAUGCAUGAAGUUGGGGGUCUCGAUUUCGAGAGAGGAGUCAUGACGGCACAGAAUCUGCGCUUCGUUGCCUUUUUGGGAUAAAAUUAAGACAAUUAUUUAUGAUUUCUAAUCAUGGAAGUGUUUUUGGCAUCGUAGCAACAUGUGACUGGAGUGGAGAAUGUGUUUGGAUCGGAGAAAGAGUGUUAAAGUGGCGUGGGAAAAUGACCAUGACUGAUGACAGUGAUUGACGGCGAGACGGAAUUUCCUUCGGAUCCUGUAAUUCACUGGUGCGGCGGAACACUUUGAUGUCGGCAGCCAGUAUGCUGUUACCUAGAGUCACAAAAUCGCGUCCUUAUACAGUAUUCUGGGACAGUUAGGAGCAUCUUACCGGAGCUAUGGAGUACUUUGAGUACCCAGAAUACGCAGACAUAAUGGAACUCUUUAUAGAGACCCUUACCGGCACCGUUUUUGAGCUUCGGGUGUCGCCGUUCGAAACAGUGAUCUCGGUUAAAGCCAAGAUUCAAAGAUUGGAAGGAAUCCCCAUUAGCCAGCAGCACCUUAUAUGGCAGUCGGUGGAACUUGAGGAUGACUACUGCUUGCAUGACUACGGAAUUCCUCCUAGCAGUUCUCUCAAGUUGGUGCUGGCCAUGAGAGGUGGUCCCAUCAACACAAGAAGGAUUCCGAUGGAGGAUCCUGCCAUUCGGGAGAUGGCCGAAUACAUGGAAGCCAACAGGGACGAGAUCUGGGAGAAAUUACCCGGCAACCGUCAGGUCACUUUGUUGGUGUUUAGGGAAGGGGACCAGUUGAAUUUCUUCAGGGUGGUGGACCGAGGUGAUGGCACCCUGACUCCACUGUCAGAAUCAUUGAGCGGUGCUUCAAUGUACAAUAACAUGUUUGAUGAAGAGGAGGAAGAAAGAUUGCCCACUCAGGAACAAUCCGUUGAAAAUGAUGUUACUAUGAGUAAAAUGAAACUCCUCCGUGCAAAGAUGGAGACGUUAUCAAUCGGGAAAAAGAAGCAUAAAACACCGCAUCCACCGACCACUGCUCGACCAAAGAGCACAGCAGUUAGAAGGCGGCUGCCUGUUUCCAAGAAGAAAUCACCUCCUCUUCUCAAUAAGAAUAAUCCCCUUCCUCCUGUGGGCACACGGAGCGGAGAGAUUCGUCAUUCCGUAGAUGCCAGUGUUAAAUUAGACUCUCCUAAAGGGAGCAUGGACUGCAGUUCCGUGGGAGGGUCAGCCAGCCGGGUGGAGAGGCGCCUUGGCACCGCGGAUAAGCGUCGUAGCCCGGCCCCGCCAGCCUCUUGCCGUGCUCUGGAGUCGCUGACCAGCGCCCGCCUGCACCGGUCCUACACCAACCUAGGCAAUAUGUUACCCCCCUCCACAGCCACCGUCAUGCCGGAGAUGCGUCCCAACACCUCUUCCAAGGUUCAACAGGUACUGACGUCCUCCGCUGAUGCCCGGGGCAGAGAGCGGAGCGGCAUCAAGGCCGAAGCCCGUCUGGUCACGGAGCUCGUUAACCAGGCUAACAGGGACGGCAAAAUCAAUGAUAUAGUUUGUGGUGCUCCCAGGGACUUGCAUACGGCCAAGGGCAGCGGAAGGACCAGAGCUGCCUCGGGGGCAUUAGCCCUCAGCCAGGCCUUGAACACAACAUCAUCAGCACUGAAAAGUACCACCAAUGGGGACCGAAUUCGGACUCCAGAUGGAAGGACAGCUCUAAUUUCUGCGCAUAGUAUACGGGGUAGAAUAUCGGGAACACGGGACGGAAGGCUUUUAUCACCGAGUCACCGGCUUCCACCUGUCAGUAGCAGUAAGCCAACCUCUCUUGCAACUACGAAGAAAAAGACGAGUAAAAGGUGCUCUUUUUGCAACAAGAAAACUGGUCUGGCCACCAGUUACCAAUGCAGAUGUGGACACAACUUCUGUGCAACCCACCGCUAUGCCGAGGCACACCACUGUGGCUACGACUAUAAAACUGAAGGACGUAAGAUGCUGGAGCAGAGUAACCCACUAGUCAGUGCUCCCAAGCUGCCGAAAAUUUAAGGCAUUAAUUGUUCAAUGUUUUUAAUGCAUACAUUUCAACAUUGCAUACAUUUCAACAUUGCAUAUAUAGCAGAAAUAAUGCUGGAUGACCUAUCACUGCAGUAGAGAUAGUGUGUGAAACACUGAGAUGUGCAAGCAGGGGGAAUGCUAGUGUUGGGAGUGGUGCAUCUGUACAGCGUUCAUGUGCACUGAAGUCCAGCUGCUUUAUGAAGAAGCUCCCUAAUUCAAAGUCACAUUUAAGUGACUCCUACGGUAUUACUCCCAAAGUGAUUUGGGAAAAAGGUCAUCCUUAGAUGUGUCGUUCACAUUCUCGUUUCCGAAGGUUUAGUUGAUGGUGCAAAGCUGUGGCUUGGGAAGAAGUGACGGAUUUUUGUUCCACAAAUUGAUUAGCAAGAACAUACACGCCAUGGCCCGCCGACCGAAUUCCAAACUGUCUCCAAGGAGCAGUGGACCUUUUUCAUGCCGUGAACUUUUACCAGAAUGUGCGUGCAUGUUGGAAUGUCCUUGUGGGGAAUGUGCUGUGAGGAAGGUGGGUGUGUGAGAACCUUUGAGUGGAGUUGCAGCGACUUUCUGGUUCCCACAAUAACUGUCAUUUAACACGUGUGCGCCCUGCAGCUUUGUGGAACAAGUACGUGCAUGUGUGAGAUGUUAGUCGAGAAAGGCAGGUACCGAAGAGAGCAGCAGGACACAUACCUGGACUUCAGCCGCUGAUGAAGUUUCUCCCAUAAAACAGUCGGGCAAGGCACUAAAAUGUCACCAACACGGGAAAGAUGUUCUUGAUAAUCACAGUACUAAUACUUGACACCAUGGGGGAAAAAUAAUUCAAAUGUGAGCCUGGGCAAACCUUCAGAAAACUCCAGCUGAAUAUUUAGGUAGUGUUACCAGAGAAUGAGACGGUCGAAUGUUGAGCGUUUGCCAUCUGAAUGCUGCACAGUGUCUCUGCCUCAGUUGAUACGGUCGAUUCUUAAAUUCUUGAAAUACUGUACAUUGCAUUUGUACAGAUACAAGUCUAUAUCAGUACCAUAUCUUAGCCAUGGUUAAGUUUGUAUUUUAUUGGUUUCCAGUUCUUUAUGGCUCGUUACAGCAAAUUUUGUCUUAAAUCUGGAUUGUGAUUUUAGAGCAAUACAUCAGCUAUUCCUGGUGAUUAUUAUUUUUUUCUUCUAAAUUAUAGUCUUCAUGUGCUCAAAAUGUGUGAGUCUUUUAGCGUUGCAUUCAGAAUCAUGCGGCAAAAUUCUAGGCGAGUGGUUUGCAUUGAAAGGAAAAACACAGACGAUCAUUAUUUAUUGAUUUUUUUGUUUCAACAGUUCUGUAGAGAAAUUCCAUGUGUAUGUACAUUUGAAAAGUGAACAUAAAGGUCAACACGAAGUGUGUUUCAAGGCUAAUAAUCUAGUGAAGAAAAAUAUUGUGAAGUUGCCUUUGAAUGAAUCUUGUAUUAAAUCGGUGACUUUAAUAAGUUGGUUGCAUUGGCUAGAGCAAAAAGCCACAAAUGCGGUUCUUUCUGGUUGAAUCAGUCACUCUUAUUUCAGCAAUUUUGGAAAUACCCUGUGCUCUGAAUUGUCAAUAAGUAUGUGAGAGGCAGAAACGAAAGUUUAUGAGUGUAAAAGGGGGGGCGGGGUGAAUCUUGGCACCACUUUGUGCGGGCCGUUUAGAAACGGUUUCAGAUUGUGCGAAUUGAACGUUUAAAGUGCUGGCUAUCUAUGUAUGAAAAGCUCAACAUUAUAUCAUGUCCAUUUGGAGAUUCAGUUUCCCAUCAAAGGCCCUUGUCAUGACAAAUGCCUGGUUCUGUUUGGUGCAGAAAUUGCAUAUUGGUACUUUGUUUUUCCAGUGACAAGUGUCAGAAGUAUUUUUCUGAAUGCAAAUAGCUUGUCAGUUUAUUUCAUGUUAUUCAGCAAUCUUAGAAUUUUUUAUGAAGUUGUGUUGUUUUACUCCAUUAAACAUAUACGAGUACAUGUACAUGUAUACUUGUAUCACAGAAUUUACAUUUUACAAGUAGAGGUGCGCCGUCACAAAAAUUGAUCUUGAUUUUUCUCCUUAAAUAUGAAAACGAGGAAAAAUUGUUCCUUUUAAAACAAAUUUUGAACUAUUUCAAUUUUAAAUUGAAUAAAAGCAAAGCC
Messenger RNA from Acanthaster planci (crown-of-thorns starfish), 4187 nucleotides. Its product is annotated as AN1-type zinc finger protein 4-like. Gene Ontology annotation, molecular function: protein binding; zinc ion binding. NCBI's taxonomy places the organism in Eukaryota, Metazoa, Echinodermata, Asteroidea, Valvatida, Acanthasteridae. The record is from RefSeq and is a predicted model, not a curated record.